UGCAGUUGUAAGCCACCCGAUCCCUCAUUUACCACAUUGAGUAUUGUCGUCGGCGCGGGCCCCAGCAAGUUCAAGGUCAAGGCAUUUACACCGUUACCGAGGUCGCUAAUCUUCACCAAUGGCCCAACGCGUCACUCUUCGCAAGCGCACUCCGUACAACACCACCUCGAACCGCCGACGGAUAGUGAAGACACCAGGCGGCAAGCUUGUCUACCACCACCUGAAAAAGCUUGCGACUGCGCCCAAGUGCGGAGAUUGUGGCAUCAAGCUGCCGGGUAUCGUUGCCCUCAGACCCCGUCAAUACGCGACGGUCUCCAAGACAAAGAAGACGGUGAACCGUGCGUACGGUGGCUCGAGAUGCGGUAACUGCGUAAAGCAGCGCAUCCUCCGGGCGUUCCUCGUCGAGGAGGCGAAGAUCGUCAAGAAGGUGAUAAAGUCACAGGAAAAGACAGGUGGAAGGAAGUAGAUUGACUUGCCUCCCGCUCCCCUCUCUUUUCUACCACCUGCGGCAACGCAGGGUCCUCGGGCUGCAGAGGUUCAUCUCCAGUAUCGCGACGGCGCUCUUUAUGUCUUCCCUGUCACUCGCUAUACAUGCAUGUAUACUGCUAUCUUAUGACCACCAGAACGACGACUGAUGGAGUCAGUAUAUAUGCGGUACAUGAUCGGUUAAUUCGGUUAAUGUCAAGGGCCAGCUGAUGCUAUCGCGGAGGAUCUGC
Molecule: messenger RNA, 716 nt
Organism: Laetiporus sulphureus 93-53
Lineage: Eukaryota; Fungi; Basidiomycota; Agaricomycetes; Polyporales; Laetiporaceae
Product: ribosomal protein L34e
Exons: 5
Coding region: 119-466 (115 amino acids)
Biological process (GO): translation
Cellular component (GO): ribosome
Molecular function (GO): structural constituent of ribosome
Source: RefSeq, a predicted model, not a curated record